AUGGCUGCUUCGGUCACCUCCCCUUUGCCUUCUGGUUUGUUGGCAUAUCGCAGACGUACUUCAGGCCUCUUGGAGAGCGAUAGCGUCUCAAACAAUGGCAUCGCUCGGUCAGUCACCUCCCGAAGAGUCUCCUCCAAGAGGUUCAAGACGGUGGAGACGUCGGAGGUUUCCAAUUUGGUGUACUCCCUCAAGCGUCGCAGCGGGAACGAGCUUGGAAGUAACGCAUCAUCCAAGCUGUUGAACCACACACAUGAUUCCGUCUUGGACUGGAUCCGCAUCCAGCGAAUGAGUCUUCUGCCCCCAGAAGGAAGCAGUUACGAUAAAGUGCUCUCGUGGGCUCAAUUGUCCGUUGAGAGGCUGCAUUCAUUCAACCUGGCGAUCGAGGAGUUCGCUGGUGAUAGUUACCUGGCUGCCCAGCUGGCAUAUGGCUAUUGUGCCCUUUUGCUUGAGUUGGGACAAGAAAAUGCAUCCGCACUCAUGAUUUCCUUCGGUUUCUUCUACAGCACCUCAAUGAAGCUUGGAAACCUGCUUGAGAGGACGGAGCUAUUUGGCAUCUCCCAAGAGAUCCGGGAGCAAUUAGUUCUGGCUCUCGCAGACCUGGUAACCUUGGUUGCUAGUGUGUCUAUGCACUUUCACAAGGCGAUCCGAAAGCUUACCACCGCUUCAAUUUCUAUCGAUCUGUAUAAGACCUUCCCAGGGCAAAUUCAGACCUUCCGUGACCGUUGCGAGAGGAUCACUGAGUCUAUGUGGCGUUAUCAACUUCUAAAAGAAAAUCUAGACGCCGAUAAAGUAUCCGACUCCAAAACCAUCAAAUUGUGGCUCGCCCCUGAGGAUCAUGUUCUCGCCAGCGUCGCUGAACAAAACUCCCACCUGGCUCACGACCGGGACGAGCUUACCUGUCUCUGGAUGGCGCCCUAUUUGGCACGUUUUCUCAAAAGCCCUCUCAAGAGCCUUGCUAUUGCCGGUAAACCUGGUUCUGGACGAACGGUGCUCGCAUCGGUGAUUGUCGACCAGUUGCAGCAUCCUAUCGGUGGUGUUGCUUACAGCACUCUGUUUGUCCCUAUCAAUGCAAAAGUUCCCGCGGAGACAACGCCACGUGCCGUUGCCAAAAGUAUUCUACACCAGCUCUUCGACAGGCGUAUCGGGAAUGUGCAGAUGUUGCAGAUCUUGAGCGUUGCUUAUGAGCGCAGCAGGAAAGCUUUAAAUGAGCAGGACUAUGAUCAGAUCCUAUGGAAUGCCCUGGAAGCCGCUCUCUGUGUUGCCCUUACCGGUGCCAAAGAACUUGUGAUUGUGGUCGAUGGCGUUGAUGAGGCAUCCUGCAGCGAGGCAACCCUGCUUCAGUUGCUGGCCACAGCCACCGCUAAGGCUCCCAAUGCGAAAGUGAUCACUCUCGGCGCUCAAAAACCUCCGACAGCUGCGGACCGAACUUUUGUGCAGAUCACUGACGAGUUGAUCUUUGACGAUAUUGCUACAGUCGUGAGGAAUCAGCUGCAGCAGAACCGUGCCUUCGCCGCCAUGCCCGAUUUGGACCAAGAGACCAUCGUUGAGCAAAUCACAGAAGCCUCUCAGGGCUCCUUUCUGUGGGGGAGGCUCGCGGCCCAGCGAGUUUGCCAUGAACAUACCGAGGACGGUCUUCUAAAGGAAGUGGAUGCACUCGUUGAGUCAAAUCUGAGUCUCACCGAUUUUGUCCUUCAGGUUCUGCAAUCAUCCAAUGUUUCGGCAGAUGCUAAGCACAUGUUGCUCUGGCUCGUCACCGCCGACAGGCCUCUACAGCUUAAGGAACUCGAAAUUCUGGCUUCUAUUCAGAUCGACGAUUUGACUAUAGCGGAACGCAAGCUUGAGGCUUUGCACAUUUUGAAACCGCUGAAGCCCUUGGUCCUCGUCCAAGAUGGCCAUGUUUUCCUUCGCCAUGGGCUCAUCCGAGCAGCCAUACUGGACAUCUUUUCGAAGAGAGAGCUGGUUUCCAUCAAGGAUCGGCACGCUGAUCUGGCCACCAGGUUGUUGAUUUAUAUCAAAAACACUGUAACUCAGGAGAACGAGCCCUCUCUUGUCUCGCUGGAGUGGCACGAUUCCAACAUUCUUUUGAAAAAGUUCCCGUUGCUCGAGUUUGCCGUUCGGUAUUGGGUAUCGCAUGUCCAGCGCACCGUGGCAUACACUAGCGAAGGAGUUGUUGCAAUCGUCAAUAGCUUUGGGAAGGCAUUGCCCGCGUCCAUUACGGCUCUACGCCUUGAGUGCACAUUGUGGGAGACCAUUCCAACACCUGCGCUGCUGUCCUACUUGAAUACGGUGACCAACAUCUACCGUCAGAUGCUCUCCGAGAACCAUGUUGUCACCCUUCAAUCUAUCGUCUUCCUGGCCCUUCUCAACCAGCGCGUUGAGUGUGUCUCUGAUGCCAUUACUUUGUUCUACAAAGCCGCCACGAUCAGUCAGACAGUCUUGACAACCCGUCACAUCGUCACGAUGCAGAUGGCCAAGAUCUUUGAGGAGUUGACCAUUGACAGCAGGACAGAAAGCAAAACAGAGAUCAUGGUGCAGAGAGAAACGAUCCUCUUGUUGCUGGUUGAAUGCUACCAAAACCACUACGGGAAGGAUUCCGAGACUGUCGUUGCAGUUCUCAAGCAACUGAUCGAGCAUUACCGUUGGACCAAGGAAGAGCAAAGAAUCGAGGAGAUCAUUGUCAUGAUCGAGACCAUUUCCGAGCAUUAUCGGAAAGAUUCUGUCAGUGGAGACUUGGGGGUCGAGUUAAGACGCAGACGAGGCCGAAAGUCUUCCGGGAUCACCCUUGGCUUCUCUCUUGACAUUGAAGAAGUGGAUGAACUGAUUCAAGAAUAUGACUCCUACGAUGUAGAGGCAUGGAUCAGGCAAGCUGAAGCAUACAUCGCUGAAGGAAAGACGGAGCUGGCUGAACGCACAUAUAUUGAGAUUUGGCAGCGCGUUAGCAAGGAGUACCGUACGCACUAUUCAGCGUAUUGGGAAGAGAGGAAGAUGAUCAUUGUGCUUGCAUAUUCCAGGUUUCUCGUCUCCCAGACGCGGGAAUACGAGGCAUCUUCUGUGCUGUCCAGUCUAUGGCAAGAGUACGAGCAGGCUAGCAUUUCGAUGUCGGAGACUUCCGUCUCCUACUUCCAGGAGGUCGCAAAAAUGAUGAAGGUUGUCGGCAUAUCUGAGGUGGCACUGUCUGUCUUCAAGCGCUGCUCUAGGUACUAUGAGAGUAUCAGCUCGACCCACACCUCCACCUAUAAAGAGCUCCAGGAGACCAUCCAGACCACCUCAAAGGAGGUAGUCAAGUCAUUCAGCUCCUCGACCACAGCCAUAUCUGAGACAACCUUGGAGGAGUUCUUCUACGAGUCGUCUGGUUCUAUUGAAACUUUUGAAGAAACCUCUUUUACUGCGACCCAUCGUCUGAUCGGCCAGUACAUCUCGCAGCAUCGAUGGCAAGACGCUACACGUGCAGUAAAGAAGGUCCUUCGCAUCGUCUGGCCUUCUCUCUUCUCACCCUCCCUGCAAGAUGUCACUCUUCCUGAGCAGUCUAUCGACAACUGCGUGGAGUUGGCUGAACGCCUCAGCUUUUGUUAUCACUCCCGACGACGACUGAACAAGGAGGAGGAUAUCCGCAUUAGAUUGUACCGUGCUGUUCGGGCUGCGAGACAAGUGGACGACGACCUCCGUGAUCGUGUAACCAUUGAGUUGCUUGGCUUCUUUGAGCGUACUGCGCAGACCGAAUCAGUCAUCAAUCUCCAACAGGAGUUGCUAGUGGAUUACAUCGACUUCUAUGGAGAAGAACAUGCGAUUGUGAUCAAGACCCUCUGGACUCUGGCUGAACUGACUCGUCCUCGCCCAAUAUUUCUUGAGUACUACCGGCAGAUCAUCCGAGCGUUGAACAAGGACUCCACGACCUGCCACCCAGAGGCAGUUGAACCGAUGAUCAUCAUUGCAACCGAGUUGUGGAAUCAAGGCCGCUAUCAGGAUGCUUUGACCCACUACAAGAUUCUAUUCAUUACGUUCCUGAACCAGCCCGAGGGGUCGCCCAAGUUCCAGGUCCAUGAGUUUGUCCAGGAGCUGUACGAGCGGUAUAUCCGCUGUUUGCGCAUUGUGCACGUGGAUUUUGCUGUAUUGUACCGAGUUACAGGGGACUACCAUACUGCUUGCAAGACAACUUUCGGUUUGACGGCCUCAAUCACUAUUCAAGCGACCUUGAUCCUUGCACGGCUAUGCCAGGAGUCCAAGAGAUUCGAGCUGGAAGCCAUUGCCCUCUACGAGGAAUUGCUCAUGAUCGAAUCCGAGGAGAUUGACUUGGAAGAAAUUUCUGCAAUCUUGGAUGGUCUUUACGAGGAGCAAGCUGCGAUUGUGACAUCAACGAAGGAAUCUACAUCGUCGACUCAGGUUGAGCGCGCAGUCAAGGUCAUGCGCAAGCGCAUCACGACUGUGCGGGAGACUCACGGUUGGGCUCACGAGGAGUCUCUCACUAGGAUGAAGGAGAUGAUCACUUUCUAUACCGAGCGCAAUGAGACCGAAACUGUGGUCCAAGAGCUCACCGAAGCAACCGUUCAAAUUCUUUCCUCGGAGACAUCCUCCACCAAGCUGAUCGCCGCCGCCAGCACCAUUGCAUCCAGCUACAUCGCUGCCAGAGAGAUCCAAAAGGCGGUUGAUUUGUGUCAUGAGAUAUACAGACAAAUUGUCAUGAAGGAUACGACCAAUGUUGCGACUUUCCAGUUUGAUCUCUCCUCCAAAGAAAGUCAAAGUCUCACGUUCCUGGCGCAUAUGGAAUAUAACCUUCGACGUAACUCCUCGGUCACGGUGACGGAGAUUCUUGCCGCCUUGAUGACUGAAUAUGUUUACUUCGAAGAGUUCCGAAGUGUGAUCAAGGCUGAGACGAGCACGAUUUACACUGUCUCCAUUUCGACUGCUCGUUUGUAUCAGUUCUUGGUUGGCAAUAGCCGACCGAUCGCGGCUGCCCAUGUCUUUGAUAGUUUCAUGGCUUAUUUCCUGGCUACUGAGGGCGAACGCGUGAAUGUGACAGAGAGCUCUCAAGUGAAGAUUCUGCUCAUCACCAUUCUGAAUCACCUGAGCAUCCAUCAGUCGCACGACUUUGUUCGCACCAUUGGCAUCGCGGGUAAUCAUGGCGUUAUCCAACUCCUCAAGGAGCAACAAUACGACGAGGCCUGUGAUCUUGCUGAAGCCACGUUCAAGUAUCUGUCUGCUGAUGAGGCCUAUCGAAUUCCCGCUAUCGUCAAGUUCGCCUUCGUUCUCGGCAUGACCAUCUCCGGACGCGACCUUACCACCCAGCCAGAUGAUGCUAUCCGCAAGAAACUGCUCGGUGUCUCCGCAAGCAUCAUCCUGGAUGCUCUGGAAGUCAUGAACGAAAUCAAGAUCGAUAUUUCUCAGAUUGGUCUCAUCCACCUCAACGCCCUGAUUGGUCUUCUCGGCGAGCAGGAAGACUACCAGACCCUGGCCUGGCUGCUCACCCUACUCUGGAACAGCCGCGAGGCUCAGCGCUCAUGGAAGCCAACUGUCACACUCGCGAUGGGCCGCCGGCUUGUACUAGCCCGUUAUCUUGUCAGCGACUUCAAGUCGGCUCUGCGCCUGGCAGAGGAUAUUGUGUACAACUGCCGCCGCGUGCAUGGUGCUUGCCAUCCGGCCACCCUCGACGCGUCCAUUUUGCUAUCGCAGCUCUACACCAGCGUGGGACAGAAAUACCUAUCACAGCGCAAUGGACCCUCGUUGGCGAACCGCUACUUCAAGAAGAGCGUCGCGGUGCAUGAGAACAUCCUUCGUAUCUUUGCUGACCCCACACUGGGCGAGAUGGAAAAUGGACUCGAGAACAGCAUGAGUAUGGACGACUCCGGAUAUGACCUGGAAAUGAGGGAGUCGAUGUUUGCCAGCGGAAACGGAAAUGGGGGCUUCAACGGCCACGUCUCCGACGGAGAGCACGUGCGUCGACACUUGUAUUUGCUCAAGCUGGCAACGGAGCGGCUGGGCUACUGGCCCAAGGAGUACAGCGAGUAUGAGCGGCUGAAUGCAGAUCUGAUCCGGGAAUUCCAAUCGGACCUACAAGGAGUGGAAGAGGUUGAGCAUUGGGAUCUGAAGGCAUUCGGAGCGGGCCAGGCGGAGUCGGAUGCAGACCUGGUGGAUGAUGGGUUCCGGGGCUGGGAGAUCCUGGAGCAGCAGAAUGGUGGCAUGGGUAUGACCCUGGCUGCAGAAGAGGAUGUUUAA
Aspergillus clavatus NRRL 1 is the source of this 6210-nucleotide messenger RNA. RefSeq names its product NACHT domain protein. Gene Ontology annotation, molecular function: protein binding. The transcript has 4 exons. The record is from RefSeq and is a predicted model, not a curated record. The coding region runs from base 1 to 6210 and encodes 2069 amino acids. Lineage: Eukaryota; Fungi; Ascomycota; Eurotiomycetes; Eurotiales; Aspergillaceae.